Messenger RNA from Anthostomella pinea, 2184 nucleotides. The record is from the annotation of a GenBank genome assembly. Lineage: Eukaryota; Fungi; Ascomycota; Sordariomycetes; Xylariales; Xylariaceae.
AUGACCCUGAUCCAACAGCUGGGCCGGAUUAUCCAGGCCCCUGCCGCGGCCAAGAGAUAUACUGAUGCCGGGGUUGCCAUUCUGUUCGUCGUGGUCAACCAGUUCCUGGUGAUGCCUAUGCAAAUCCUCCUGGACCGUCACUCUAUCAACCUGCCAGCCUCGAUCGUUGUGAUGCUCCUGGCCUCCAUUCUGAUGGUCAUCGCCAGCUCCAUCAGCGGAGCUGUUGGACAGUUCUACGACAAACAUAUACGGGGACCCAGCGAUUUUCUCGGCCGCCAUAUGUCACUAGGCUUCGUAGCCUUCUUCAUAAUGCUCAACCGAGACCACAUCACCAAUUCUGCCGAUGUACCCAAGAUUGCGGGAGCCUUCGUCAUCACAACCAUUAUGAGCUACGUGAGCUCGUUUCUCCUUGCCGCAGGGGGCUUCAAACUCGAGACUAGUCUCCGAGGUCUCCGAACAAGAUCCGCCACCGAUAUCGAGAGCAACAACAGACAGUCAUGGCCACAGCCUACCCCCGAGUGGCCAGCUCCCUCAACGCAGAAGCGACCCAAACUGAUAUCCGAGAUAUCCCAGCUCUCGACGAUCAACGAGCUCUCCACCAACGCCUCAUUCUUAUCCGCCAACCCCUCCGCCGAGGACUCUAGCGCGCAAAGUAUUGAGAGCAAUAUCAAACAGUCAUGGCCACAGCGUCCCAAGCUGAUAUCCCGGAUAUCCCAGCUCUCGACACUCAGCGAGCUCUCGACCGACGCCUCGGCAACCGAGUCCUUACAGAGUAACAACACACAGUCAUGGCCACCGCGUCCCAAGCUACUCUCCUCUCUCUCAAUGGUCUCCAUCAAAGCCCCCCUCCUAUCCACCAACGCCGCCACCGAGGGCUUCAGCCCACAUAGGCCAAUGCGUCCCAAGCUGGUAUCCCAUAUCUCGACGCUCUCGACGCUCUCCACACACUCCUCCCUCUUUUCCAUCAGACCCGAAAGCGAGGGCUCCAGUGAGCGGAUCAUCGACUUCUUCGUCCACACCGUGCCGAUCUGGAUCAGUCUCUCUUUGCUCCUCGUCGUCGGCGUGCCCGUCUACCUGGCAACGGGCUACGAGAUGCCCUUCGAGGCGUUCACCUUCGCAGUCCUGUGGGCCGUGACGACGCAGUUCCAGCGCUGGCUCCGCCUCAACUACUGGCUCCUGUGCCACCCGCGGGUCCGCUCGCCCCUGGUCAUCUUCUCCAACCCACUACUCUUGACCUGGGCCCUCGGCUCAGCCUACCUCUGGACCAAGACCGCCACGACGGGCCGGUCCAUCGAGGACCUCGUCUCCUCCUUCCGGCACUACAGCUCGCUGGCUGAGAGCCUGGCGCACAUCGUCGCCGACCGCAAGUCCUCCUCUUCUGCCACGACUACCUUCACAGACACGGUGGCCGCCAACCUCGGCGCCGGCGACCUCGCGGGCCCGCUUCUCGACGCCGGCAUCGUCUGCCUGGGCCUGAAGAUGUACGAGUACCGCCACGAGCUGUGGGCGGCCUUCGGCACCGUGUUCGCGACGUGCACGGCGCUGGCGGCGCUCAACGUCUUCGCCAACCCGGCCGUGGCGCGCCUCUGCGGACUGCAGGCCGACGAGGCGACGGCGUUUGCCGGGCGCUCCGUCACGCUUGCGCUGGGCGUGCCGGCCAUCGAGAAUCUGGGCGGCAGCACCACGCUGAUGAGCGCCGUGGCCAUCUUCAGCGGCAUGCUGUUCGCGAUGACGGGGGAUUGGCUGUUCACGCUGGUGCGGGUCAAUGAUCGUAGGGCGGUCGGGAAUCAGGAGAAGGUUACGGAGCCGAUGUUUGUUUCAGAUGAUGAGGCUGCGACGGCGGCGGCGCCGGCCGACGUGGUGGGCCGUGAUGCUGAGAAGGGCUGCCCGAUCGUGACGGUCACGAACACGGAGAAAAACUGCGUGACGGUCACAGCCACUGAGGGAGAGCCGGGCGGCAGGAUACGGAAGAACGCCACCUGCACCGAGGAGAGCGGAGUGGUGGCGUCGGGUGUGACGGUGGGCAUCAACGCCGCGGCCAUGGGCACCGCGUUCCUGAUCGAGCGCGACUCUCGCGCGACGGCGUACUCGGCGCUUUCGAUGACAGUCUUCGGCGCCAUGACGGUGGCACUCACAGCGCUACCUGGGGCCCGCGAGACGAUCGUGUCUCUGACGACGAGAUGA